UCACUUGACAUUUCUCUCGUCGAUUUUUGUUUUUUGCUGGUUUGGUUGCUUUAUUUGAUCGCUUCCAUCAAAUCAAAUCAUUUUUGAUUACUCACUGUAAUUUGUAACUGUGUUAUAUCUUACUUUCGACUAAACUAUUAAAGAUGUUCCUUACCCGAUCUGAGUAUGACCGCGGUGUCAACACCUUCAGUCCAGAGGGAAGGCUGUUCCAGGUGGAAUAUGCCAUUGAAGCUAUUAAAUUGGGGUCGACGGCGAUAGGAAUUUGCACUUCGGAAGGAGUUGUUCUGGCAGUUGAGAAGCGUAUCACGUCUCCUCUUAUGGAACCGACGACUAUUGAAAAGAUCGUGGAAGUUGAUCGCCACAUCGCUUGCGCCGUCUCAGGCUUGAUGGCUGAUUCCAGAACACUAGUGGAGCGUGCGCGUGUAGAGUGCCUGAACCACUGGUUUGUGUACAACGAGCGCAUGACCGUAGAGUCGUGUGCGCAGGCCGUGUCCAACCUCGCAAUCCAGUUUGGGGACAGUGAUGACAACAGUGGCACUGCCAUGUCAAGGCCUUUUGGUGUUGCGGUCAUGUUUGCAGGUAUUGAUGAGAAGGGGCCUCAACUGUUCCAUAUGGACCCCAGCGGCACAUUUGUGCAGUAUGACGCUAAAGCUAUUGGUUCUGGCAGUGAAGGUGCUCAGCAGAGCUUGAAGGAAGUAUAUCACAAGUCCAUGACCCUGAAAGAAGCCAUCAAGUCCGCCCUCACCAUCCUCAAGCAGGUCAUGGAGGAGAAGCUCUCCGAGAGCAACGUUGAGGUGGUCACCAUGACGCCCGACUCCAUGUUCCAUAUGUACUCGCGUGAACAGCUGGCUGAGGUUAUUAAGGAUAUACCUUAAGUAGAUAGAUGGGUUGGUGGUGUGGUCGGACCUUUAUUUUAACGUCUACUGUCUACUAUACUCUGUUCAUUUAAGUAUUUCAGAGAAUGUAAACAAAUAAAAGCGUAUUAUUCGGUCGUUUAUACAGUGAGAUUAAUAUUUUGUAUUUUGGAAGAAAGAAGAAAGAAUGCAGACAAAAAAAUCAUUUGGACGCUAAAAAGGAUCCCCACUCAGCAUAAUUCCGCGGAAAACCGUGGCGCUGGUUUUCUGUGGGGACCUGACUUAAUCUAAAAUUGUGCCAUUUUCAACCAAAAGGGUACUUAUUGUUGCUUGUCAGUCUUGUAAGGCGCUAUUUCCAUAUAGCUUCAAUUAGAAAUCAACCUUAUCGUCAACCGACAAUGUGGUACCUUUAAGUUGAAAACGUCACAAUUAAUGGCGACACGUACGCCAAAGACACAAAUAAAUUGACAUUGACAUUUAUUUAUGUUUUUUUUUUUACUGGCAGAAUGACCGUGUAACACAUUGUUAUCAUUCUUUGAAUAUUUAAAAGAACAGACUAGAUAAAGGCUUGUAUAUUUUCUUCUUGAAAACAAUGAUUAGUAUAAAUGUUUCAAAAUGAAACUAGUAUGAAAAUAAUAUGAUUGGAAAAAAUAUCGGUCAAAGGAGACGACUUGGAGUAAUUAAAAAUCACUUAUUAUUUGUAUAAUAUCUCUGAAAUAAUGGCCACACCAAAAACCAGUAUUGUAAUUAGAUGUAAUAUUUGAAGUAAAUUGUAUUUUAGUAUUAGCUAUCAAAAAUAUGUUGAUUGUUUAUAAAACUUCAGUCUUAAUUGCAUUUAUGUUUAUAUAAACUUAUGAUACUUUAUGACAUGAAAUUUCCAUUUAAUAUUUAAAAAAAAAUCACUACAAUAACAUUCAAAUAUUUUAUAUCAUAUUCUUUCAUACAAAAAUCAACAUUUUUGGAAUGUAAGUAUGCUGAUUAUUAUGGCCCUCAGUUUUGCUUCGGGCUUCUAACAUGUACUUACGUAUCUUUACACACAAUGUAAUAUUAUGUUCCGAUAUAGUAUACCAGUACACAUUCUCUCGAUAAUAUAGCUUUAAUGCAGUUUAUUUUAAAUAUUGCUGACACGGUGUCGGAGUACAUGGAAUCUUACUGUAAGUAUUCUUUUAAUACAAAAUACAUCAACUUUAUUACAA
Molecule: messenger RNA, 2050 nt
Organism: Cydia strobilella
Lineage: Eukaryota; Metazoa; Arthropoda; Insecta; Lepidoptera; Tortricidae
Gene: Prosalpha5
Product: proteasome subunit alpha type-5
Exons: 5
Coding region: 144-875 (243 amino acids)
Biological process (GO): proteasome-mediated ubiquitin-dependent protein catabolic process
Cellular component (GO): nucleus; proteasome core complex; proteasome core complex, alpha-subunit complex
Source: RefSeq, a predicted model, not a curated record